AUGGCGUCGUUGUCUGCUUCUAGUUCCACCUCGCCUCUUCUCCCACCCCCUGAACCACCAGAUCUAGCUCCCGCUCCUGCUCUGUGGUCAUCAGAUCCUCCCCUCAAACCUCCGAAUCCGCCUGACCCUCCAGAUCCUGUGGCCUCUCCCUCCGUUCUCUUCCUCCCCUCGAACAUCGCUGCCAUCCCUCUUCCACAAGUGUGUUUUCAAAAUCUAGAUCUGGGUGAUUUCCUUCUAGAUCCGACUUCUGCCUUUAGUGCUGGUAUGGCUUCUCUGCCACGCGGAGCUGUGAAGCCCUCUCACCGUCUCACCAUCCCUCUCCAUCUAUGGAUGUUCCUGGAAGCUUCAGUCACGGCUCCUAUGUCCGAUGGUGGCUCUUCCGUUGUCACUCUCAUCACUCUUCACCUCUGGCUCUCCCAGGUUUGCUAUUCCUCGUCUCCUGCUUUCCCCUCAGUGGUUUGCUAUAGGAAUUUAGAGGAAUGUUUUGCUCUGGUUUUGUGGAUGCCGAGUGUACCUCCAGAUCUGAAGACCUCUGUUUCUCGGAUUCCCAACCUAUUGCCUAUUGAUGGCUCCUUUAACGCCUUUGUGCGUUUCAUUACUGCAGUAUGCAGAGUUGUUUCCGUCUUCUUCAUAACGGGUUAUACUUCAUGUUCUUUCUCUAUGUGGCAGAUUAGAAAGAAUUGCCUUGGUUGCAUCCCUCCAGUUAAUCUGGAUUUGGACUUUCAUAGUCCUCACCGCUCUGUUAAGGAGCUUAUUCUCCUCCCUAGUACUUCACUUGUUUUGAGUGUUAUUGUUGCAGGGAGCAUUGUGUUGAAGGCUGUUCUGUUUAGAGCAGUAAACAAGAGACUCUUGAUGUCUCAGUCAUUGGAGGCGUUUAUCCCUCCUCUUGGUUUUCUUGAUCAAGAUCACAUAUGGUUCUUUGGUCUGAAUUCUACCUCGGUUGAGCUUGCAUGCUCCCAUCUAUCUCUUUAUCUCUAUUUGAGUUAUUGUAUUGUACUUUGUUUAACCUUGAGCUCGACCAAUCUGUGGUUUGAUGCAUUGGUUUGUUUGGCUCCUAGUAGCCUUUUGUAUCUUCUCCUUUUGGAGAUUAACUCUUGA
Messenger RNA from Microthlaspi erraticum, 1098 nucleotides. The record is from the annotation of a GenBank genome assembly. Lineage: Eukaryota; Viridiplantae; Streptophyta; Magnoliopsida; Brassicales; Brassicaceae.